This is a messenger RNA of Miscanthus lutarioriparius, 744 nucleotides long. NCBI's taxonomy places the organism in Eukaryota, Viridiplantae, Streptophyta, Magnoliopsida, Poales, Poaceae. The record is from the annotation of a GenBank genome assembly.
AUGUCCGGGCGGUGGCUCCAGGUGACUCUCGCCCUCGUCAUCGUCACGGCGACGGCGACACUGUCCUCGGGCCAGCAGAUGGCGGCGGCGUUCCCGGCCUUGCCCAGCUGCCCGCCGGCGCCACUCAGCCUGUCCCCGUGCAUCGGCUACGUCUUCGGCGUCGGCUCGGCGACGCUCGCGUCCUGCUGCUCCCAGCUCCGGGGCUUCCUGCAGGCCCAGGCGCCGUGCCUCUGCGUCGCGUCCACGCUCGCGCCCAGCCCCAUCGGGCUGUUCCUCGGCCAGGCGCAGGCCAUGAUCCCCAACGUCUGCGACCUGCCCAACCCAUGCGAUGGUACAUUAUGCAUGAUUUUCGCACAAACAACAGUCGUUCCUGGUACGGUUCAUUCACCACUCACCAGCUUCACAAGCUGCCAUUUCUCUUGUGAUGCUGCAGAAGCCGCCACCGGCGAGGGCUCCACGCCGCCGGUGGCAGGCACUUCGCCUCCGUCCGCAACGACUCCGGCAGCCACCACACCGUCAACUGAACCGUCGUCGGGCACUCCGGCUGCUGAUCCAGUCACGUCAGGAGCACCGCCGACACCCACAGAAGAUGCUUCUGCCACUGCAGCGGCGGCGCCGGCAGGCAAUGGAUCGAAGCUCCCGGAACUACUGCAUGCAGCGGGCGCGACACGCUCCAGAGACAUGGCUGCAGGCACUGUAUUCGUCGCUGUGUUUCUUGCUUCACUCGCAACCAUGUAUGUGUAA